Messenger RNA from Gorilla gorilla gorilla (western lowland gorilla), 5139 nucleotides. It is a transcript of the gene KLF15, whose product is annotated as KLF transcription factor 15. The record is from RefSeq and is a predicted model, not a curated record. Gene Ontology annotation, molecular function: RNA polymerase II cis-regulatory region sequence-specific DNA binding; DNA-binding transcription factor activity, RNA polymerase II-specific. The coding region runs from base 2818 to 4068 and encodes 416 amino acids. NCBI's taxonomy places the organism in Eukaryota, Metazoa, Chordata, Mammalia, Primates, Hominidae. Gene Ontology annotation, biological process: regulation of transcription by RNA polymerase II. The transcript has 3 exons.
AGGGGGGGGGCGUGGGACGAGGGCAUGGUGCCCAGCGGGCAGCGGUCCAGGACUCUAGAAGGGGUCUGAGCCGGCUCUCUUCAUUUCCCACGCACGUUUCCCCUCACCCGCCGGCACCCACGGCGGCUCCACGCGCGAGUCCUUCGCGGACAGCCUCCCGCACAGCCACAGCGGCUGCCACGCACCACGCCCCGCACACGCAGUCACACGACAGGAACUCACACCCCUUCACGCACACCCGCACCGUUCACGCGUCUCACUCCACGCUGAGUCCCCGUCCGCUCAGACCGAACAUGACCAAAGCCAUGGCCUGACCGAAGGAUGGCGGCGGCGGGGCAGAGAGGCCGUCCCCAUCCUAUAUGGUGGUCCGGUUCACUCUUCCCUCCCCGCCUUGGUGUUACUCAUGGAACCCCCCUCUCACGGAGGGCACAGAGGGGCUGUUUUCUCCCACGGCCCUCGGAGGUGACAAAAUCAACAAAUGUUUGAGAGCCUCAAAUCUCCUUCCCCCUGUCCCCCCGGACCCGGUGGCCCCUGGGGAGACCCUGCCGCCCUACAGGUGUGAGGACGCCCAGACUCUGCGACUUUGGGGCCUGCGGGCGGCUCAGGGACCGGAGACUCUUAUUUUGAAGGACGGCCCCCGCCGCCACCCCCGUGAUUUGCACGCUGACCCAAUGGCAAGCCCUUGGCCGGCGCUGGGCUUGUUAUCAAUUACAUGUUGUUCCUGCAGCCGCUGUGUCCCCGGGAGGAUAAACAGCAGGCCUGGCCGGGCCAGGGGAGGGGGCGGAGUCCGGCGGCCAGCCGGGGACUGUGCCCGGAACAGCGUGUCCCCUCCCCCUGCACGCAGCCUGCGCCUCUGGCCGCCCCACGUGCUGCUGUGUUUCAGGGGCCGAGCCAGCUCCAGCCCUAGAGUGUCCUCUCUUUAAUGCCGGUGCCCUGGGACAUCCCAGAGCCCUUUCUGGGUUCUCAGUGCCUGGGUGCUUCCCCCUUGAGACGUUCAGCCCAGCAUUUAAGACCCUGUUGGCUGACCUGGGCCACCCAUUCCUAGUCUCCGACCUCCCCCCCUCUCCCCCGCACCUUCCAUUCACUCAUUCAGCAAAUUUUGCCCGGUCCUGUUUUAGACUCUGGGAUAUGGCCUUGGAGUGAACAGUCAGGACAGCUGAUAUUCUGAUGGGAAGGUAGACAGGGAGGAAAGUUCACAAACACAUUACCAAGAUAGUUUCCCACAGUAGAAACUGCAGGGAAGAGUAUAAUAUAGGAUGAUGUAACAGAGUGGGCCUGGAGGCCCCCACAGGGGUGACUUCUGAGCCGAGAUCUAACUAAGCAGCUCCCACCUGCAGUGCUGGGGGAAGAGCCAGGGCAGUGGCCCUGGGCUGAGGCUGAAGUGAAGUGAGCACACCUGGACUAGGAGAGGGGCAGUUGGUGGUGAGGUCUGCAGAGAGUCCCAAAGGCCCAGGUGCUGGGCUGCUGCGAGGAGAUAGGGCCACCUGUCCUUGGGAAGCCAUUGGAGGGUGUUUCCUUCCAGCCCCCCUAUUGUACUUUUUAGAUCACUUUAUCUGUCAAUAUCUGUUUAUAUCUUUAAAAGGUAAGGCCUCCUUUAACCACAAUAUGAUCAUCACAAUUAAAAAUAUUAACAGUAAUUACUUAAUAUCAUGGGAUGGCCAGUUAGUGAUCACAUUUCAGGGGAGGGCUCUAAGGCCUGCUCUGGGUCCAAGGAGGGCUGGAGGCCCCUGAUUCCUUAACAUCACAGUAGAGGGGCAGAGGCCGCACGUUUGCCGUGCCUGCAGGCUGACACCAAUGGCUGGCACUGGCUGAGUGCUGCCGGUGUGCCAGAUCCUGAGGGGGGUGCUUAGCAAGCAUCAGCUCACGGAAUUCUCACAACACCUGAGGAACCAGGCACUGUUGGAAGCACCCCCAUCUCACAGACUGAGACAGACACAGAAAGGCUGUGCACCUGCCUGAGGUCACCUGGCAGACAACUUGCAGACUCAGAAAUGGAGCCUCUGCUUGGAGGGUGGGAAAGGGUUGGGGGAGGCCCAGGGUGGAGUGUGGGCUCUGCCCAGCCUUGUGCCCUUCACAGUGUCUAGCAUUCCUUCCCAGCACCUGAUUUGGUGAAUAGGUGCAUUUUAAAACAUAUUCCAGGUUUAAAUCCUUAGCUGAGUAUUUAAACCAAAAAGCCAAAUGUCCUCCUAGUAAAACUGGCCUGGGGCACAGACCUUGCCUUAGUUUCCUGGAGCUCCGUGAAGCUUCCUGGUUAAGUUGGGAACUGAGGCUAAAGGUCCUGGGGUCCCUGAGCAGGAAGAGACUUAGAGAUCUUUGAAGCAUGGAACAGAUGAGGAAACUAAGGUUUGGGAAGGGGAGCAAGGACUUGCUCAAGGUUGUAGCUGAUGAUGGUAUUGGCCAUUGGGCAGUGCCGGGUGCCAGGCCCUGAAGGGGUCCUGGAGACAGAGGGGCUGGGUGUAGAGGUGAUGCUGGGCAGCAGAGAACCUCUGACUUUGGUGCAGAGCAUUCCCCUUCCCCAAGCUUGAUAAACACCCAGCCUGCCCUGGUCACUGAGCAGGGACAAAGGUUCACAGAGGUGGCCCCGUCACAGCUGGACACUAUUGACUCUCCUUGGCACCAGACCUAGCAUGUCCUUUGGCUUCAGAGGAUGCAGCUUUCCCUUCUCCUCUCUAUCAAAGUUCUCUGAGCCCCUCCUGGGCACCAGCGGCCAGUCCAGGCACUGGGGACGCAGCAGAGACAUGGAGUGCACUGUCUCAGGGGGAGACAGGCAUUAGCUGAACCUUCCCAAGGCGCCGCCACCGGCACGGCCAGGCCAGCAUGGUGGACCACUUACUUCCAGUGGACGAGAACUUCUCGUCGCCAAAAUGCCCAGUUGGGUAUCUGGGUGAUAGGCUGGUUGGCCGGCGGGCAUAUCACAUGCUGCCCUCACCCGUCUCUGAAGAUGACAGCGAUGCCUCCAGCCCCUGCUCCUGUUCCAGUCCCGACUCUCAAGCCCUCUGCUCCUGCUAUGGUGGAGGCCCGGGCACCGAGAGCCAGGACAGCAUCUUGGACUUCCUAUUGUCCCAGGCCACGCUGGGCAGUGGCGGGGGCAGCGGUGGUAGCAUUGGGGCCAGCAGUGGCCCCAUGGCCUGGGGGCCCUGGCGAAGGGCAGCGGCCCCUGUGAAGGGGGAGCAUUUCUGCUUGCCCGAGUUUCCUUUGGGUGACCCUGAUGACGUCCCACGGCCCUUCCAGCCUACCCUGGAGGAGAUUGAAGAGUUUCUGGAGGAGAACAUGGAGCCUGGAGUCAAGGAGGUCCCUGAGGGCAACAGCAAGGACUUGGAUGCCUGCAGCCAGCUCUCAGCUGGGCCACACAGGAGCCACCUCCAUCCUGGGUCCAGCGGGAGAGAGCGCUGUUCCCCUCCACCAGGUGGUGCCAGUGCAGGAGGUGCCCAGGGCCCAGGUGGGGGCCCCACGCCCGAUGGCCCCAUCCCAGUGUUGCUGCAGAUCCAGCCCAUGCCUGUGAAGCAGGAAUCGGGCACGGGGCCUGCCUCCCCUGGGCAAGCCCCGGAGAAUGUCAAGGUUGCCCAGCUCCUGGUCAACAUCCAGGGGCAGACCUUCGCGCUUGUGCCCCAGGUGGUGCCCUCCUCCAACUUGAACCUGCCCUCCAAGUUUGUGCGCAUUGCCCCUGUGCCCAUUGCCGCCAAGCCUGUUGGAUCGGGACCCCUGGGGCCUGGCCCUGCCGGUCUCCUCAUGGGCCAGAAGUUCCCCAAGAACCCAGCCGCAGAACUCAUCAAAAUGCACAAAUGUACUUUCCCCGGCUGCAGCAAGAUGUACACCAAAAGCAGCCACCUCAAGGCCCACCUGCGCCGGCACACGGGUGAGAAGCCCUUCGCCUGCACCUGGCCAGGCUGCGGCUGGAGGUUCUCGCGCUCCGACGAGCUGUCGCGGCACAGGCGCUCGCACUCGGGUGUGAAGCCGUACCAGUGUCCUGUGUGCGAGAAGAAGUUUGCGCGGAGCGACCACCUGUCCAAGCACAUCAAGGUGCACCGCUUCCCGCGGAGCAGCCGCUCCGUGCGCUCCGUGAACUGAAAGCGCCCUGAACCCCAGCCUGUCCGUCACCCCAGAUCCCCACCCCAGCCCCAUUUUUUUAAGCAAUAAUUUAUUUGCCUCCUCCGGAGGGACAUGGCAAUGUUACCAGCCCACCUUCUGAAGCCUGGGAGGUGUGAACCCAGGGCCCGCCAACCGCUGCCUUUCUCGGGAGUACUUAGAGCCUCGAACCCGCGUCCCUGGGGGCUGGGCCCCCGGCGCACGGGGCUGGAGGCAGGCCUUCGUGCCUUCGUGCCUUCGUGCCUUCCCGCGGUGGCCAGGCCUCUGCUGCAGCCGCUGGUUGCAGACAGAGUUUUGGGGACCUGGCCCUUCUCCCACUGGGCUCCCCCAUCCUGGGCCAAGGCCAGAACUUUAGUGCUAGGGGAAGAUGAAAUGUGCAGUUUUGAAAUGUUGGGUUUCCAGAGAGAGUCAUGCUGGAGGAGAAGGAAGUAGGCCAGAAGUCCAGGGCUGCACUGUGGUGUGAGGGUGGCUUUGUCUAAGAUGCCUGCUCAGCAUGAUCACCAGAGGGUGUGGGCAGGUCCCUGGAGGCGGGGGGCAGGACCGGGCCGCUGGGCCCUCAUGUGGGAGAGAGGUGAAAAGUGUCCCCCACUAGGGGGCUGGCAGUGCAUGUGCUUGAGUUAAAUGUGCAGGGCAGACAGAGCCAGAAGCGCCUGUACCCAGGGGCUCGUCCCCUCCUCCGGUUUCCCAGACAAAUCCAGACACCAGCCUCUAGGGUGGCCUUGGGAGGAGAGGGCCAGGCUGUCCUGGGUGUGAGAGAACUAGAUAGAGCCUCCCAACCCUGAUUUAGAAAUGCAUUCCUUAUUUUGUCUAGAAAUUAAUAAAUGAACUAGCUUGUUUUGACAGGUUUAUUUCACAUCCUAUGAAUGUAUGUAAAUAAACUGUACAUAGGUCCAUCCACAUAAAAUAUCUUUUAAUAACAUAUCAACAUUUGUGUAAAUUUGAAAUUUAAAAAAAUCUAUGAAGCUGGUGUACAUAUGUUACAAUUAUGUAUAUUUUCUUUGGUCCUUCAUAAAAAUAUAUUUACUUUGCCAAUAAAAAGAAAAAGAACUCACA